GUGGUGGUGUGGUAGUGGUGGUGGCGUGGUAGUGGUGGUGGCGUGGUAGACGUGGUAGUGGUGGUGGUGGCGGCGUGGUAGUGGUAGUGGUGGCCGUGGUAGUGGUGGUGGUAGUGGUGGCGUGGUAGUGGUGGUGGUGGUAGCCGUGGUGGUAGUGUGGUAGUGGUAGUGGUGGCGUGGUAGUGGUGGCGUGGUAGACGUGGUAGUGGGUGGGUGGUGGCGUGGUAGACGUGGUAGUGGUGGUGGCGGCGUGGUAGUGGUGGUGGCGUGGUAGUGGUAGUGGUAGCGUGGUGGUGGUAGCCGUGGUAGUGGUGGCGUGGUGGUGGUAGUGGUGGUAGCCGUGGUAGUGGUGGUGUGGUGGUGGUAGUGGUGGUGGUAGCCGUGGUGGUGGUGGUAGCCGUGGUAGUGGUAGGUGGUAGUGGUGGUGGGUGGUAGUCGUGGUAGUGGUGGUGGAGGUCUGAACGCGAAGCCACCGAGAUAGCAGCGUGGCCACAUCGCCGACUCGUUUGUGACAUCCCAAGUCGCCACCGCACUCACUGGGCGGUCGGUCGGUGGUGGUUGUUGUUGGUGGUGGCCGGUGGUUGUGGCCGGUGGUGGUCACGGAUUUGCGUUAGGCUCGCGUGAGGGACGGACGCACGGAGGAGCGCAUCCAUCAGCAGCACCACCAGCACCACCAGCACCAGCAGCACCACAACCAGCAGCACCACCAGCACCACCACCAGCACCACCAACAACAGCACCACCAGCAACAGCACCACCAGCAGCGUUGUUGACGAAGACGAGGGGACACAGCACGAGAUUUGGCGAUUGGGUUCGUGCUGGUGGGUUUGGCGAUGGACAGCGCCCGAGGGAAGAAGAAUGGAGGUCGCCUGCACACGUGCGUGGCGCUCAUGAUGAAGGUCUACCACGAGCUGGUCCACAACAGGCACAGGUUCAUGAACCACCGACCGCCGCCGAACUGCCGCUACCAGCCCACGGAGUACGAGCACGCCGCCAACUGCGCGACCCACGCCCUGUGGAUCUUGCCGAGCAUCGUGGGAAGCGCCGCGCUGCACCGCCUGUCGGACGAGCGUCUGGAGCAGGUGACGGCGUGGGUGUACGGCCUGGGCCUCUGCGGCCUCUUCAUCGUGUCCACCAUCUACCACAUCUACGCCUGGAAGGGGCGCCACUUCCACUCAACGGAGCACUGCUUCCACAUCUGUGACCGUGUCGCCAUCUACCUCUUCACCGCCGCCUCCUACACGCCCUGGCUCUUCCUGCGGGAGCUGGGCCCGUGGGCCUCUCACAUGCGCUGGGUCGUGUGGCUCAUGGCAUGCUCGGGGGCACUCUUCGUCUUCAUGUUCCAUGGCCGGUAUAAGCUGAUCGAGCUGGUGUUCUACCUCACCAUGGGCAUCUCUCCGGCUCUCGCCAUCGUUUCAAUGCCCAACAGGGAAGGCCUUUCCGAGGUGGCGAUCGGCGGAGCCCUCUACAUCUUCGGAGUCAUCUUCUUCAAGAGCGACGGCCGCGUGCCUUUCGCUCACGCCAUCUGGCACCUGUUUGUGGCCUUGGCUGCCACCAUCCACUACUACGCCAUCUUUCGGUACCUCUACAUGCCCUUGCGGGUGUGAGGGGGAGGCGGGGGGGAGCCGCGGGAGGUGGUGGGGGUGGCAGGAGGGGGGUGACUCUUGGGGGGGUGGGCGGGGGUGGGGGCAGCGAGCCGUGGGGGGUGAUUAGAACGGUUGGCUACGUACGGUGCGAACGAAGUUUCAAGGGACGUACGUACGGGGAGGAGAAGAGAGAGAUAUAAACAAGUUAAAUACGUACACAACACUCCUCCUUCUCAUGGCUGUUCCACCACUUAAUUAUAAUUUUUUUAUCCGAAAGUUUUUUUUAUUUUUUUACACAUCCCAUGAGCCACACUGCUGGGUCCGGUGAAGGCGUAACUUUCAGAAACGUUGGUUCAACACGAGCAAAACUCUGGGCUGGAUUCGACAUUCACGAACUCGUCGGUGGAGUUGGCCUUGCUUGAACCGAUUGCUGCUGGUGGAACAGACUGACAAUCAUCGCUAAACGGCCCCCCGCGUUUGAUAUGGGUCUUAGUUUAACGCAACACAACCUAAUAUUGAGACACUAACGAUUGUUACGCGAGCGAGCGGGUGGACCUGCGGGUGGGCGGGCGGGCAGUUGAGUGGGUCUUCACGGUGGAAUGCAGAGAGUGACAUUGAAGAAGCUUUUUCUCCGCGUGGCUGCCCAACAUCAUUUGAUCACCCACCUCCCAACCACGUAUUUCCCGUCUAGAAAGAAUUCCUGUAACCUUUUUCCACUGCACAACCGAGAUGUUGGCAUGACGAGUUAACCCUUUCCCGUUCCGACAACGAUGUACGUACACGAACGAUUCCAUUCCGAUGACGCACGUCGGAAACCGGAAUAAAAACUGAAGUCUUAAUACCUUUAUUGGUAUCGAGGCUCCCACAAGGCAAUGCGGGAGGGCGUGUGGCACAGUUUGGCGCCGGCUAUCGUAGAGUGGUGGCGGUCUUGUCGCGACAGUUCUCUGCGGUGAGUAACAACGUCUUCAAAAACGACGGCGCUACUGUGCCUCUCUAAAUUAAAUUAACGCUGAGCUCCUUGCUUAUUCCGAGAAUUAAGCAGGGAACGGGACACCCACCCACCCUGCAACUUGCAGACAUCUCGGAACGAGAAAGGGUUAAGAAGUACUGGGUUGACUUUUGACGCGCCACCUGGCCCUGCUUGGCCCCCCUCAAACCAGCUUGUGAGGCUGGCGUGUUGCGGUUAUAGAUUUCUGCCGUCGACAAAUAUCCCCAGAGGGUGCCGUUCUGACCCGGCUCCGAUGGUGGCAGUGGAAAAGCGUUGUUGCAGGUUUCUGAAACUCGGUGUACCAACGUGGCAAGGUGGUAAAAUCCACCUUGGUGGGAAGGAGGCUGUUGGUGCCCUGGUGUAGCUUGAUAGUUGAGUUGGUGUUCCACUUUUACCGAUUCACAUUUCCCCCGCCGAUCGCCCAGUUGUUUGUCGGUUCAUUCUGCCCGAACCGUGAUUGGUGAGAACUUCCAUCACCGACAUGUUGCAGCGGGUGCUGCGAAUUUGUUAAACGUGAGCAAACAGCCGAAUGAACGCGCGUUUCCGAAACGCACUAGAAGAAUAUUUACGCUAUCAAACGAAACCGCUGUGUGAUUAUUGUUCAACGGUGAUCGUCACAUUCCCAUUUUGGGUUCAGUUGAGUAUUUUUGGCUGAGCGUUUUGGCCAGGAAGCCACCGAAAGCUGUGCCGAGAAGCGCAUUCCUCGUUCGCCAGCGAUGGCGGGGUGCUGGCGUUCGUAGAGGGAAGACGCAACCAAAAAAAUAUAUACCAAAACCAAUGGGUGCUACGGUUAAACUGUAUUAUCCGGCUUAAUACGUGUAAGUUAAAUGUGCACAACUUAGGGUAUAAUUGUAUUUAUUGGUUAUGUACGUGGAACGGAUGGAAAUGUGUCACAGCAGCCCUGAUAGUCCGUAAAAAAUCGGUACCACCUCAUAUCGCAGAAACUUUAGUGGCACCGAUUUAUUUACAUCAGCUCACUCGCUUUACCUGGUUACUGGAAUUGUGAAAGUGAUGCCACCUCGGACGGUCCCGACAAAUUCUAAUAUCUGGCCUGGGCUCAUGGGCAGUGACUUGGAGGUGGCUUUAGAAACUUCCCAGUCGGUGGGGGGGGCGGGGUAGGGAAGGAGGGUGAGAGAUUCCCAAACUGAGAUUUUUUUUGUUCUUCCUAAAAAUGCAAUAUCGAUGGGCCAAAAUAGGUGAAAAUAAAUAUCAACAAAAGAUGCUUAUUCUUGAUUUGAAGCUUCCGUGACUGCAAGUCACGUAGGUAGAAAAAUAAAACAUAAAAUAAUAUAUCACAAUAAUUUUUAAUAAAAAUGUUCUACCUACUUGACUUUACCGAAAGAACCACAGAGUAUAAAAGCUAUUUAUUUUGGGAUCUCACCAUUGCCCUCCCCCCUCCUCUUCUGGUUCCGCCACCGCCCUGAAUGUCAUGUGAGGCCCUCUCGUGUCAUGGCAGACAACCUGAGACGCACAGCCCCGCGGGUGUGAACCUUACAAACUUGACCAAAAUCUACCGUCGUUCGGCUCAGAACCUUCCUCUCAAUGCGCCUAUUAAGCACAUUGGGUGAGCAGUUCGGCUACGUGAAUGACAUUCUUUUUUACAAACAGCUGGCAUUCAAGAAACAAACGAACAAAGGGCAGGAAGCGUGAGCAUUGUCUCACGCCCCGAUGAGCGCGCCUGCUGUUGCAAAAUGGAGAAGGCCGAGUAUGGUGCGAAAGAAGUUCAACAUAUAUACAUAUACCCGGUGCGAUGUGUAAACAUCGCCACUAGGGAGACCAAGGUGGCCGGGCGUGGUGCUGGCCACCCAUCCUCCUUGUUUGCCGUCCCGGAAUUCAUUCGUGCUCCUUGCUUAACAGCACCAACAAUCUGUUCAGGCCAUACGGGGGUUCUUUGUCUAUAGAAGCGCCCCGGUCCUAACUUCGCCACAGAACCUUGUGGCGCCAAGCGGCACACUUGCAACAGUAAAAAAAAAAAGGCAAAGGCGCAGCCCUGCAAUUUACUGGCUCACGCCACUGCUGUUGGUCGCGUCUCCACUCGAUUAGUCUCUAGAGAGAUUGAGCCCCUUACAGGGAGAAGCUCUUGAGACCACCUAGUUGCUUGGCAUAUCCUUUCACGGUGGCCAAACCUUAUUGGAAGAGGGUUGGAUUUUACCCACGCUUUUCCCCACCACCGCACGCACGCGACCCGCCGCUCGACUUGAACGCGGCGUACCCGCGCGUGCCGCCGCCGGGAUAAUGCGGCUUGGUUAUAUCGGACGUAAAGCCAAGACUCGUGUUAAAUAUUCCCAUAAGUGCUUUCAGGACUCAGAGAGUAUUUUUAUCACAACGGGCUAAAUGAGCAUUAGAGAACGGAAGAAAUAUUAUGUUGGUUGAACAGCUUGCAAAGGGACCCGAGUUGAGACCAUAAAUUAUUUCUACAACAAGAGUGUUUGUUUUUACAUCACUUUUUUACGGCUGUAUUAAAACUAAACUCUUUUAUUUACCAGGUAACGCCCUCUGACCUAUUGGUUCUAUUUCAGAGGCCACACGCGUUUGAUAGCUCAUCGUCGAAGCGGCUGAUAUCAUCGUCAUCAUCAUCAUCGCCACGCGUGGGAAUUUAUCGCAGCGGCCGAAUAAUGUAGAGGCGCGUUGGUUGUAAACGGGGAGGGCAAAACUGGAGGAACCCAGAGAACAAUCAACGCGACCACUUAGGGGAGAGAGAAAACGCACAACAGGCAUUGCCAGGGUUCCGGGAUUGAACCCAAAACCUCGUGCAUACCAGGCGAGGGAGGAUGGCAUCUCGUAGCCACUGCGGCGCGCACUGCUGAUGAGCAUCGGUGUCAUCAAAAUCAUUCUCCGAUUGCCUCCUCUGAUAAACAAACGCGACGGCAACAUGUGUUCCGGAUAGAAAGUGGCCAAUUUUUAUUAAUCGAUUCACUUUUGUUUUAAAGUUAUUCAAGCACACACAUUUAUAGCGCUCGCUUGUUUAGAGUCAUCAAAAUAUGUAACCGAAACAGUAAAAUAUAUAUUUUCUCGUGUGUAUGCAAACCGAGGCUACCAAAAACGGUUUGUGGAAAUUUGGAUUUUGUACUACCCGAGCAGUGGGCGGAGCUACCAGAGAAGUGGGCGGGGUUACCCCAGCGAUGGGCGGGUCCAACAUAAUAAAAGAGCCAAUCAGAUUGCUCGUUGUAUGUGUGGGCGUGGCUAUGUUAGAGGUGGGCGGGGGCUGAUAGAUGGAGGGAGGGGCUGCCAGCUCGUCAUGUGUCCCCGCGGGGAAACCUCCCAAGACAUUUGGUAGCCUUGACUGUUGACGUCAAUUGUCAGUGCCAUUCUAUCCGACUCGCUACGAUUGCGAGCACGAAAAACGGACGAGGAGAGACGCGUCCCGUGGUGUGCUUUUACGAACAUCAGCUCGUGCACUUGGCGCUACUGUAUUUCGCUCGACAGAGCAGAGGUCGCAAACGGGUUUUGAUUCCUUACCCGUACCCGGCCGCACCAGGGUCGCAAAUGGGUACCCGUACCCGGCCGGUACGGGUACCCGUUCCCUACCCGUGCCCGUACCCUACCCGAAAUGAGUGACAAACGGUUACUCACCAGUGACUCGCGGCCUACCCGUACCCGUACCCGGCCGCACCAGGGUCGCAAACGGGUACCCGUACCCGUACCUGGCCGGGUACGGGUAGCCGGGUAUUGGGUAGGGUACGGGUAUCGGGUACCCGGUUGCGACCUCUGCGACAGAGUGAAGCCCUAUGGAUUAUCGCUUCAAACACACACACACACCAGCCUCCUGAAUCGGACUGCGGUUUGAUGCAGUGAACUCUUUGGUUUAGACCAAAACAUGCUACGGGCUAUGAGAUUUGUUUGCCAGGCAGUGUCGGCUCACAGAUCUCAGUUGAGGGAGAUGCUGCAAACUCAAACCUGGGGUUCUUUUCCAAUUUUCGGCUCGCAUUUGAUGGUUGUAACGCUAAAGCGUUCUCAACCAAGACUGGAAUAAAACCUGAGGUGGAAGUUAUAGUCUUGGAUUCAAGGCUGUGAGCCAAUCACGGCCAAGUCGAGUGCAAGGCCUGCUCAGGGCUGGAUCCUGUAGGCUGAGACCGGUGUCAAGGCCACGACCCUGAGGCCACGGUCCAAUGUCCUUGAGCUGGGCCUUGAGGCCCAGGACUGGUCUCGUGGGGACUGAUUCAGUGACUCGCGAUGAGUGAGGUGCAGCUGGCCUGAAAGCCCUAGGGGCUGGCCACGAGGACUCAAGACUGCCUCAACCGAGAGCCGUGAGUCGCCGCUGCCUCGCGGCAAAAACGGCAACGGUGCGACUGCCAGCAGAUUGCUAUUCGCGCGUUUACUCGUUCGGGUCCUCCCUUUAAAACUCUCUGAAGACGGCACAACCCCCUUUUCAAUUUCACCCCGCUCAAUCUGAAAGUCGUCGUCCUUGUCGUCGCGUCACGCGUACGGACAGACGGGCGGACGGGCCCGCGAAAGUGGGUUGCUAGCGGCAAAUCAUUUCAUUAAUGGGGUUCGUUGUUGUGUAGAUCAGGAAAGGGUGGGGGGGGGCGGCAGGUUGUGAUGGCUGUGACACGUGUGCGUGGUAGAUGUUGGAGGAGAGCGAGCUACCGAUGCUGGCUUUUGGAGCGACGUGCCCCAAAGAUUAUUCUCUGUGACCUAAUGGUGAGACCUGAACCUGGGUAGGUGGUCGGGUGAGGCUGUCACAAUGGUCCUAAAAGGGACGCGUCAACUGUAGAACAAGCCAGAAAGAUGCUUAUGAUCAGACUUGGAGCAGACAUUUCAGUUCAGGAGUUCUGGGAUCUGGCAUGAGAAAGAUUGAGCCUUUACAUUUUAACCAAUUCUGUGGUCUAACAUUUUUUCUUUUGGUUGGUGUGGGUGGGGGGGGGGUCUAAUGUCUUUUGGGGGGCACAUUGGGCCAGCAUCGAUGUUCUGUAAAGCCAUCGAGAUCCCAAAGUAAUGGGGGAAGUGGCUCGCUAAUUUAUUUUUAUUCCGAGCCAUAUUGUGACGUGCGUGUGCGUGCGCGUGCGUAAAAGGGGUGGUUAUGUGACAUCAACGCUCUAGAAAUGAGACGCUAUGGUAAUUUUCUGAAAAAUGUGAAAAUUUGAGCUAAAAGUGUAAACCUUAUGAUGCAAACGAGUGUUACGUUAACAGUACGAUGCACUGAAAGAUGUCCCGUGGUCUGGAUUGCCUUGAGUGACGGCUUUCCGACUGAGGUUGGCACGUUAAUGCAUUAGCCGUCUCCUGGCUGUCUGCCGCACGUCUGUCUGUAACGGGGAGGCCUGCGACGGCUCUCUCGUGAAGAUGAUCGGAUGCAUGCAAGCCAUAUUUUAGUGCUAUUAGGGGCUUGCACUUCAGAAAACGGAGACAAAUUUCAACCGAAAGCCAACUUCACGCGCAAGCGCCUAAUUGAUGAAACUGGGUCAUUGGGAAAACAUUUUUAAAAGCCCUCUCUCUAUCAGCGUGCUACAAAAUGUCGCCUAUUGUAUAUCGUUUUAUUUUUAAGCCCACGGUGUUGUAAUUAUUGACGACCGUGUUGAGUUUUUGUUGUUGUAUUUUGCUUUUGUGCACUGCUGCCAAAUGAAGCAGUGCAGCAAUCGCUAAAUAUAGUUUAUGAAAAAAAAAUUACCCAAAGGUUGUGUUUACCUAAAACUAGACGGGACAAGGACAACAAAAACAUCCAGCGCGCCACUAACGUUUCCGCCCUUGCCAGGCCAAGGCGAUGACGUCGUUAUUUGUGACGUCAUCACCCACGCGUGACGUCAUCUCGCUGUGAAGCCUUGUGACGAGGUGGUGGGGAGCAGUGCCGGAUUAUCCCGGUAGCACAAGUAGCUGCAUAUGCAGCUACAGGCGCCCCGCACUUUCAAGGGCCACGCACUUUCAAGGGGCCCGCGCUAAAUGCUUUCAAGCUUUCAAUUCCGGUUCAGUGAUUCUGCACUUGCUCUAUUACUAUAGUACUAUACCGCCUUCAACUUUAAUGAACGACUUGGGUGUUUAAGGUUAGCGAUGUGUCGUAUUACCUGGCUGUAUAGCAAAUGAAAAAAUUACAAUUACUUUACUAUGCAAGUAAAAAAUGUGUGUUUUUUAAAAUAUUUUUAAUUGUUUUAUUUAGCGCCCCUUUAUAACAACAUAUGUUACAGGCCCCGCACUAGCUUCAUCCGGCACUGGUGGGGAGGGGAGCUUCAUGUUGGAAUCCAUUCCGGGACCAUCGAUGACCGUGCGUGCCCGUGCCUUUCUCGUCCCCAAAUCUCAAAGUUUUGGUCAUACUCGUCGAAUUCGACCUCGGCACGUGUCGGCGAAAGCGAGGCGGUUCGCUAAAUGUAUCGUGGCACGACCCCAAGUGUUCUCUUUCUACUCGGAAUCGUCAUCCGUGCGCGUGUUGUACACGAGGUGCCGUCUACUCUUCGAAGGAGAAAAAAAUCCCUUCUUCCCCACUUGCACACACUUUGUGUGCGCGCGCACACAGCGGUUGGGAACCGCUGUUGGGCUUAACGUUUGCCGGGCACCGCGUGUACAAGUUGAUGAUAAGCUUUUCCCAAUCAUCUUCAUUAAUCCACUGUUGUGGCUUGCGUUGGCUGUUAAUUUGUUUUGUUGUUUGGUGUAUAAUCGCUGCGCGUAGCGUGGGACUGCGUGUUGGUAUCGCAGCGACAGCUGUACAGGGUGGUCGUUUGCCCAUGGCUGAGAGAAUAGUGGGCAAACUGACGACGAAAGACCUUUACGAGGGCACCAUUGUUGAUUUUUUUUUUUUACUGCAGAUUAACUGACAAUGUCGUCAAGUUGUGAAUUGUAUCCAACUUGAAAUGAUGCACUUUUGCUUGUACAGUACCUAUAAGUAAUUGUUUUUCUGUCUCUGAAAUUUUUUCUUUUUAUUCUUCGGCACGCCCGUCUGUGCGAACGGAAAUCGGCAGCGUUCGUUAAAACAGCACUCGUCGGUGAAUUUGUGGCAACACCGAACUGCUGCUGCUUUGUUGUGAAUGUGGUUCGCGUCGGGAGCUUCGGAGGAUCUCGGCCUUAGCCGCCGCGAUUUCACAUUUUACUCUCGGGGUGCCGUUCAGUUCAAGCUUCAAAACGCCCCAUCGUGUGCCGUUGAGAUUCUGGCCACGCUUUUGCUUUCAACAAAAUUAAUAAAUAAGCUGGACAUAACGCCUCCUUCC
This is a messenger RNA of Lethenteron reissneri (Far Eastern brook lamprey), 9704 nucleotides long. Its product is annotated as monocyte to macrophage differentiation factor-like. Gene Ontology annotation, molecular function: pore-forming activity. Gene Ontology annotation, cellular component: membrane. The record is from RefSeq and is a predicted model, not a curated record. Lineage: Eukaryota; Metazoa; Chordata; Hyperoartia; Petromyzontiformes; Petromyzontidae.